Pistacia vera is the source of this 433-nucleotide messenger RNA. RefSeq names its product EH domain-containing protein 2-like. The transcript is spliced from 4 exons. Gene Ontology annotation, biological process: endosomal transport; endocytosis. The record is from RefSeq and is a predicted model, not a curated record. Gene Ontology annotation, molecular function: protein binding; calcium ion binding. NCBI's taxonomy places the organism in Eukaryota, Viridiplantae, Streptophyta, Magnoliopsida, Sapindales, Anacardiaceae. Gene Ontology annotation, cellular component: intracellular membrane-bounded organelle; cytoplasm; plasma membrane. The coding region runs from base 98 to 433 and encodes 111 amino acids.
AGUAUAAAAAGGAAAAUAAGAGCCCUCAAUAUUGAUUAUCUCGUUCUUAUCUCUCUUUCAAAAUUAACUUUUUGAAAAUUUCAGUUAACUUCCAAAAAUGGAGAUAGCUCCAGCAACGAUCGCUUUGUGCUCCAAAGAGCAGCAAAAGAUGUAUCACGAAUGGUUUGAAAUAGCAGAUCCAGAUGGUGAUGGACGCAUCACCGGAAACGAUGCUACAAAGUUCUUUGCACUAUCAAAGCUUUCUCGGCAAGAACUGAAGCAGAUUUGGGCGCUUGCAGAUUCUAAACGACAAGGAUUUUUAGAUUUUUCGGAGUUUGUUAUUGCGAUGCAGCUUGUAUCUCUCGCACAAGCUGGACACGAAAUAACCUCUGAUAUCCUUAAAAAUGGAGGCAAGUACAAGGAUCAUUCAUUUAGCUCUGACAAAUGUACUUGA